This is a messenger RNA of Truncatella angustata, 1641 nucleotides long. Its product is annotated as regulator of chromosome condensation 1/beta-lactamase-inhibitor protein II. The transcript is spliced from 2 exons. Gene Ontology annotation, cellular component: cytoplasm. The record is from RefSeq and is a predicted model, not a curated record. NCBI's taxonomy places the organism in Eukaryota, Fungi, Ascomycota, Sordariomycetes, Amphisphaeriales, Sporocadaceae. Gene Ontology annotation, molecular function: guanyl-nucleotide exchange factor activity. The annotation marks the transcript as partial.
AGGAAGACAGCUACUGCUGCCAAGCCAGCCGCGAAGACCAGAAAAGCCCCAGCCAAGGCAGUGAACGGUACUGCUGCCACGAAAACCAAGAAGCAAGCAGAGAAGGCGGCCGGAGAAGGCGAGAAAGAAGCCCAGGCAGAGAGCUCUGCACCAGGCGCUCGCAGAAACAACAAGAGGAAGGAUCCUGAACCCGGGUCCGAGUCUACGUCCGAGUCCGAGCCUGAGUCCGAACAAGAAGAGAAGACCCAAAAGAAGCGCAAACAACGCGACGACGAUGAGCCAGCGCCCGUUGUAAAGAAAGUGAGGACAGCAGCCGUUCCCACGGUAGGCAAGCCCAUCAACAACGCUCCAGUAGGCACGCUGGACGUCUUCGUCUUUGGUGAAGGCACUUCUGGUGAACUCGGACUCGGCAGCAGGAAGUACGACGGCAAGAAGCCCAUUGAUGUCAAGCGACCGCGUAUCAACCACAACCUCGAUGCCAACAAGGUUGGCGUGGUCCAGCUUUCAUGCGGUGGCAUGCACGUCAUUGCUCUGACCCACGACAACAAGAUUCUGACCUGGGGCGUCAACGACGACCGCGCUCUGGGUCGUGACACAACCUGGGAUGGCGGCGUUCGCGACGUGGACAAUGAAGGUUCGGACUCGGAGGAUGAUGAUGAUGACACUGGCAUGAAUCCUCAUGAGAGCACUCCUGGUGAGGUUGAUUUCACCGACAUCGCCAUCGACGGAACCAAGUUCGUUCAAGUCGCCGCUACCGACUCUGCCUCUUUUGUUUUGACCGAGGAUGGCCGUGUCUAUGGCUGGGGCACCUUCCGUGGCAGUGAUGGUAUCAUUGGUUUCUCUGACGGAGUCCGUAUUCAGCAAGUCCCAAUCUUGAUUAUGGGCCUGAAGAAUAUUACACGUCUCGCGGCUGGUGCCAACCACGUUCUUGCUCUUGAUCUUGAUGGCAAGGUAUUCAGCUGGGGCAGUGGUGGACAGUACCAGCUUGGUCGCAAGGCCAUCACGCGAGGAAAGAACAGUGGCCUCAAGCCCGAACCUUGUGGAAGAUUCACUCGCAGGCAUCACGCUAUUGAUAUUGCUACCGGCUCAUAUCAUAGUUUCUACACCGACAACCACGGCCAAAUCUGGGCAUGGGGUCUCAACAACUAUUCACAGACUGGCCACAACGAUAACCGUGGCGAAGAUGAUGCUAUGGUUCUUGUGCCUAGGCCUGUCGAGUCACUGGCUGGAAAGAAAAUCGCGUCGAUUGAUGGUGGCGAGCACCACUCCGUCGCUGCGACAACUGACGGUGCCCUCCUCACAUGGGGUCGCGUCGACGGCCAUCAGGUCGGUCAGCCACAGGAGGUGCACACAGAAGCGAACACCGUCUACGAUGGCAAUGGAAGACCCCGCAUUCUUAUUGAGCCCACGCCAAUCCAAGACAUCAAUGCCACCUUCGUCGCUACCGGCACUGACACAAGUUUUGCACUGACAGGAAACGGUCAGGUAUACUCAUGGGGUUUCUCAGCCAACUACCAGACUGGUCAAGGCACUUCUGAUGAUGUUGAAGAACCUGCCCUUAUUGACAAUACUGCAAUUCACGGCCGCAAGAUUAUCUGGGCAGGUGCUGGUGGUCAAUACUCCAUUGUUGCUGCCUCUCCG